AUCAGCUCUUGAGGGACUGGCAUGAAGCCACCGCACUGUCCGAGCACAGCUUCUCCUCCUCCGGUCAGACAUGCGAAUCCGUUCGGAAAGCGGAAAAUAUGCUUGCAGCACUUAGGAAAAGUAGCCUACAACUCUCCGCCGCACACUCUGCCCGCGCAGCUCUGACUGAAUCGCGUGUUUCGCGCACAGUUCUCCUUAUUGAAAUGGUUCAGCUCCUGGAGGAUGAGAGUGAACGGUCGAGGUACUUUGCAAACGAGCGCUGCCGGUAAACGGUCCGCUUGAGUGAGGUUGUUUUUGCCGGGAUCUCAGAAUCUCAUUACUACAGCUUUAUCUACAUUUUGCGGCUUUCACAUCAGCACAGCAAUUCUCUUUAAAAGGGUACAGGAGAGCAGGAACAAAAUACCUCACUGGGAACAUGGGCCAAUCUGGGACUUCAUCCUAUUUUUCUCUCGCUCUGAUCAGCAUCUUCCUCUCAGUUUUCUUCUAUGAGCUCAUGCCGGCCUAUGCAGGCAGCUCCAAAUCAAGCUUAGAUAUAGAUACUUCUCCUAAUGAAAACUCUUCACACGAGACAUGUGGUGGUAGUUUUGAGUGCAAAGAGGGAGUGAUCUUGCCAAUUUGGACUCCAAAGAAUCCCUCUUUUGGGGAUAAGCUGGCCAGAGCCACUGUGUACUUUGUCGGUUUGGUCUACAUGUUCCUAGGGGUAUCCAUCAUUGCAGACCGCUUUAUGGCUUCCAUUGAGGUCAUCACAUCCCAGGAGAAAGAGAUCACCAUCAAGAAGCCUAACGGGGAAACCACAACCACUACUGUUCGUAUUUGGAAUGAAACUGUCUCAAAUCUUACUCUCAUGGCUCUGGGUUCCUCAGCCCCAGAGAUUAUGCUCUCCGUGGUUGAAGUGUGUGGGCACAACUUUGAUGCAGGCGAGCUGGGCCCAAACACCAUUGUUGGAAGUGCAGCUUUUAAUAUGUUUGUCAUCAUUGGUCUCUGUGUCUCUGUGAUACCCGAAGGAGAGCAUCGGAAGGUCAAGCACCUGCGGGUGUUCUUUGUCACUGCCACUUGGAGUAUAUUUGCAUAUACAUGGCUUUAUCUGAUCUUGGCAGUGAUUUCCCCAGGUAUCGUUGAAGUCUGGGAGGGACUCCUUACUCUCUUCUUCUUUCCGAUUUGUGUCAUAUUUGCUUGGGUUGCAGACCGAAGACUUUUAUUCUACAAGUACGUGUACAAACGUUACAGAGUUGGAAAACAACGGGGAAUGAUCAUUGAGACUGAAGGUGAGCCAGAGCACCAGUCAAAGGCAGAUAUCGAAAUGGACGGUGGGAUGCUUAACUCUCACGGCGAGGAAUUCUUAGAUGGCACGGUGGAUCCUGAAGAUAAAGACAUGGAUGAGGAUGAGGCCAGAAGAGAAAUGGCCAGGAUUUUGAAGGAACUGAAACAGAAACAUCCAGAGAAAGAGAUGGAGCAGCUGGUUGAGCUCGCAAACUACCACGUCCUCAGCCAGCAACAGAAGAGUCGUGCGUUUUAUCGCUGCCAGGCCACUAGACUUAUGACUGGUGCGGGUAACAUACUAAAAAAGCAUGCUGCAGACCAAGCCAGAAAAGCACUAGGCAACCAUGAACUUCGAUCAGAAGUCUCUGAUAAUGAUAUUUCCUCCAAGAUCUUCUUUGACCCCGGCACAUAUCAGUGUCUUGAGAACUGUGGGACUGUGGCUUUGAAUGUGGUCCGACGCGGCGGUGACUUAACUAGCGCUGUGUCGGUGGAGUACCGCACUGAGGACGGCACUGCCAACGCAGGAUCUGAUUACCAGUUCACCGAAGGUGUUGUAGUCUUCAAACCAGGUGAGACCGAAAAGGAGAUUAGAGUGGACAUCAUCGAUGAUGACAUUUUUGAAGAAGACGAGCAUUUCCUGGUUCAUCUUAACAAUGUCAAGGUAAUUUCUGAAGGAACUGACAAUGGGAACCCAGGAGCCAAUCAUGUGGACACAUUAGCUAGUCUUGGCCUUCCUUCAACAGCUAUUGUGACUAUCUUUGAUGAUGACCAUGCUGGCAUCUUCACAUUUGAGGAGCCAGUGGUUCAUGUCAGUGAAAGCAUUGGUAUGAUGGAGGUGAAGGUGACACGUACCUCUGGAGCCCGUGGAGUAGUGGUAAUCCCUUAUAAAACCAUUGAAGGCACAGCAAAAGGUGGAGGAGAGGACUUUGAAGACACCCACGGAGCCUUGGAGUUCCAGAAUGAUGAGAUUUCCAAAACUAUUCAGAUCAAUAUAAUCGAUGACGAGGAGUAUGAAAAGAAUAAGAACUUCUUCCUGGAGAUUGGAGAGCCACAAUUGGUGGAAAUGAGUGAGAGAAAAGCUAUGUUGCUACAUGAAUGUGGUGGAUUCGUGAAGACAGAUAAGAAGCUUUAUGACAGGGAUGUGUACCGGAAAGUGCAAGGUAGAGACAAACCAAUCCCCUUCAACAUUAUCAGCAUCACAGAGGACGGGGAAGAAGAGACCCUGACUAAAAAAGAGAAGGAUGAGAGGCGUAUUGCUGAAAUGGGUCGCCCGACACUGGGUGAACAUGUGAAACUUGAAGUAAUCAUUGAGGAGUCCUAUGAGUUUAAGAGCACAGUCGACAAACUCAUAAAGAAAACCAACUUGGCCCUUUUGGUUGGUACUAACAGUUGGAGAGACCAGUUUGUAGAGGCCAUCACUGUCAGCUCAGGGGAAGAUGAUGAUGACGAGUGUGGGGAAGAAAAGAUGCCAUCUUGCUUUGAUUACGUCAUGCACUUCCUGACUGUGUUCUGGAAGGUUCUGUUUGCGAUCGUGCCGCCCACUGAUUAUUGGAAUGGCUGGGCGUGUUUCAUCGUCUCAAUCCUCAUGAUUGGCGUCCUCACUGCGUUCAUUGGAGACCUGGCAUCCCAUUUUGGAUGCACUAUUGGCCUGAAAGACUCUGUAACUGCGGUUGUGUUUGUGGCGCUAGGAACCUCUGUGCCAGACACAUUCGCUAGUAAAGUGGCAGCCAUCCAGGAUCAGUACGCUGACGCCUCCAUCGGCAAUGUGACUGGCAGCAAUGCUGUGAACGUCUUUCUGGGCAUUGGAGUGGCCUGGUCCAUUGCUGCCAUAUUUCACCAGUCACAAGGCCAGUAUUUCCGCGUGGACCCCGGCACACUGGCGUUCUCCGUCACCCUGUUCACCAUCUUUGCCUUCAUCUGUAUCGCCGUCCUCAUGUACCGCCGCCGGCCCGAGAUCGGAGGGGAGCUGGGUGGCCCGCAGACUCCCAAAAUCCUCACCACAACAUUGUUCUUCAGUCUCUGGCUGAUGUACAUCAUCUUCUCCUCCAUGGAGGCCUAUUGCAUCAUCAAGGGUUUUUAAAUAAGGCAAGAGGUAACAGGAUGCCGCAAACAGGAUUCGGUUGUUAAAAUCCUCGUAAAUAAGACUGAUAGUAGGAAAGGGAUCAAAAGACAGACAUAUUUUUAUGUGUUGUCCAUAAUGUUUUAUGUGCAUGUUUUUCUGCUGUUGAGCGAAAGCUUUUUUUUUUUUUUUUUUUUUGUAAAGGUUUCAGGAAAAUAAUGUUAUUGAUUUGGUCGACUGAUACCGAGCUUUAUUCUGAAACAUUUUGAAACUUUUAGCAGGAGAGGAAUGUUCAACAAGCAGAAAUCGUAAUGUUAACAAACUCAAAAUCUGUGGUAAAUGAUGAAAAUAGUGCGUUUUCGAAACUACAAACGGGUGUUUCUAAAUGACGAAUGCCGUCACAAGACUUUUUUUAUUUUUCAGAUUUUAGGCCAUUAAAGUGUAGAUUUGUGAGAAUUUUAAGCUUUUAUCUGGGAUUUACACGCUUCAGUGUAUUCAGUGUUUUUAAGUUACCUAAAAACAGUCCUCACCUUCCAGCCUGGUUCCAUGGGACACUGACUCUUCGCUCAACGCCACAGACCUCCUAUAGAAGCCACAAGCUGAGGAUAGUCAAAAGUUAUAUAAAAUGUAUUGCAAUGUGUUUUGUGUGUUUGUCCAAACUUGUAUGUUAAUUUGUUUUUCAUGAGGUUUCCAUAUGUUUCCAUAUGUUUUCCAUAUGUUCCAUAUGUUUCUAGUACAUGUACCAGUAGUUUUAGUAAAUACAAUCAAAUCCUAUGUCUUUCUCAACAUUAAGACAAAAAGAUUUAUGAGAAAGAUUUUUGACAUUGUACAUAAGCAAGUUCAGAAUCCAUUAACUUUAUUCUUUUAUUACUACUAUAUGAAGAAUGCAUGUUAUCUCUCCUAUGUUUUAGGGACUUCUUCCCUAUAUGAAGAAAAGACUGUAUUUUUGAAGAUUUCACAAACAAAUGAUUACACAUAGAAAGUCAACUGUGACACUGGGAACUAAUCUUAUUGUAUAUAGUGUUCAGUCUUCAAAUAGAAAAUUGAGGAUGCGUCACUAUUUUAACCCUUUUGAGGACACGUGCACACUGGUAGAAGUUGCCCCCCCCCCUUAUUUUCACUCAUUUUUGGUCAGAACAUAUCAAUGUGCACACACGGGUGAUGGCACUGUGUAUCUACUCCAACACGAGUCACUCGGACUCUAGCCUCACUUACAGUACAUUUUACAGAUACAUUGAAGUAGUUUUCCCUCGCUUGUGCGGGUGCUUAGUACAUGUAAGGUUCAUUUUGAUUAAUGUUAUCUGUAUGAUAAUACAACCUUUUUAUUUAUAAUAUUGUUUCAGCAAUUGAGUUUUGUCCUUUUUUUCUUUCUUUGUGUGGCACACUCAACAGAAGGAUAAUGUGCAAUAUAUUAUUGCCUUGUGUGGCCCCCACUUCCUCACCACAACAAAAUAUAAGAUUAGGACCUAUAAAAAAAAUCAAUUCAGAGUUUA
Molecule: messenger RNA, 4812 nt
Organism: Carassius auratus (goldfish)
Lineage: Eukaryota; Metazoa; Chordata; Actinopteri; Cypriniformes; Cyprinidae
Gene: slc8a1a
Product: solute carrier family 8 member 1a
Exons: 11
Coding region: 416-3340 (974 amino acids)
Biological process (GO): sodium ion transmembrane transport; calcium ion import across plasma membrane; cell communication
Cellular component (GO): postsynapse; axon; sarcolemma
Molecular function (GO): calcium:sodium antiporter activity
Source: RefSeq, a predicted model, not a curated record